Lasiosphaeria miniovina is the source of this 1629-nucleotide messenger RNA. Its product is annotated as esterase-like activity of phytase-domain-containing protein. Lineage: Eukaryota; Fungi; Ascomycota; Sordariomycetes; Sordariales; Lasiosphaeriaceae. The transcript has 4 exons. The record is from RefSeq and is a predicted model, not a curated record. Bases 1 to 1629 code for a protein of 542 amino acids.
AUGGUUCAACUUGGCUUCACGCUCUGCCUCACGGCCGUGGCGUACGCUUCGGCCGCUCUCGCCAAGUGCGUCCCGGUCCCGCCUGCUAGCCCGCCCGUCGAUUGCAAUGGCAAGACAUACACGUACAACUCGCUCGCUGGCUUCGGGGCCAUCCCCAGCGAUGCCCGUGACCAGUUCGGCGACACAAUCAGCACCGGCUCUUCGCUGUCCAUCAAGAACUGGAAGAAGGACGGCAAGAAGUACACGGGCACCAUGUACGGUCUACCCGACAGAGGCUGGAACACCAAGGGAACCCAGAACACCAUUCCCCGAGUCCACAUCUACGACAUCACUUUCACGCCCUCUCCCGCCGCUUCAGUCGCCAAGCCGUCUGGGCCCAACAUUAAAUUCGCCUACAAGAAGACCAUCCUGCUGACCGACCCUCGUGGGACCCCGCUGACCGGUCUCGAUCCCGACUUUACCGCCAGUGGAGGCCUUACCUUCCCUGGCUUCCCCGUCAUGCCCACCUCCACCUAUCCUGGAGACGGCUUUGGCGGUGCCGGUCCCGGCGGUAAGCGCAUUUGUCUUGACGCGGAAGCCAUCUUCCUCGCCGACGAUGGCGCUUUCUGGAUUAGUGACGAGUACGGCCCGUUUGUGUACAAGUUCGACAAGGACGGCAAAAUGUUGGCCGCUAUCCAGCCCCCCGACGCUCUCCUGCCCGUCCGGAAAGGAGCCGUGAGCUACAACUCCAACACGCCGCCCAUCUACAACGCCACCCAGAUUCCCGUGCCUGGCGACCCGGACCACGGCCGCCAAAACAACCAGGGCUUCGAGGGCCUGACGGUCAGCCCGGACGGCAAGACACUCUUUGUAAUGCUCCAGUCGGCGGCGCGGCAGGAAGGCGGCGCCAGUUCAUCCAAGCGCCGCAAUACGCGGUUCCUCAAGUACUCAAUCACGAAGGACUCCAAGCCCAGGAUUACGUACGAGGCCGAGUGGGUAAUCCCUCUGCCGACCUUCAAAAACGCGGCCGGGAACACGCGAGUCGCGGCUCAGUCCGAAAUCCACUACGUCUCCGACACGCAGUUCCUGGUGCUGCCGCGUGACUCGAGCGCCGGCCGCGGCCAAGCCGACCCCCUGUCGCGGUACCGCCACGUCGACGUGGUCGACGUUUCGGCCGCCACCAACAUCAAGGGCGCCAAGUUCGACGACAUCAAGAACGGCAACAUUACCAGCGGUGGGAUUGAAAACCCUUCCGACACUCUCGUCAGCGGAAUCACGCCCGCGGUGCUAUGUCCGUUCCUGGACUACAAUCUCAACGAGCAGCUGAACAAGUUCACGGCGUCCGACGGAACCGCCGUUCGCAACGGGCCCCUGGCGAGCGACCCCACCAACCACGGCUUGGGCCUGCUGAACGAGAAGUGGGAGGCGCUUGCGCUCGUGCCCGUCAACGACGUCGUCAGGGGCGCCGACUCCAAGGACGAGUACUAUCUGUUCACGCUGUCUGACAAUGACUUUAUCACAAACAAAGGCUUCAUCAACUUUGGCAGGCUCCCUUACACGGAUGACACGGCCACGGUGCCGUUUCUCGAGAACCAGGCUUUAGUGUUUAAGAUCACGCUCCCAAAGGGCAGCAAGCCGUUGGUUGCGUGA